AGGACCCGGUAUAAAGCGGCCGCCGCUGCCCGGUGCCGCCGCGCUCGCGCCGCCGUCAGUGACCUCGUCCCUUCCCUCCUUCCCUCCCUCAUCCCCCCCGCCCUCCCCGGCGCUGCCGCCUCCCCCCUCCGCCGCACGGAGCAGGUCCCGGGUGCUGGGGGAGACCCGGGGGCAGGAGUGCUGCAGGUCUCACCCCAGAGUGGUCCAGAUGUCUGCUGUUGAAAUGGCAUGGAAGCUGGAGCUUGUGCAUCCUCUAAGAAGAGAACAGCUGACAGUCAUUCCCAAAUUAGAUUAAUCAGCCACUCGAUGGGGAUUAACAGUGGAGCACCUCUUUGUGUCGCCUUUCCACCUCUGUGUAGCACGAAUAACAACUUCAGCACUUCUUCAAUAAUAAUUAUGAAACUGGUAUUAACUGAAUGGCAAUUAUGGAUUUUUAACUCUAACUCACAGUAAACCAGCAAGCCAUAUGUUGAAAUUCUUACCAAAUAGCUUUUCAUUCUUAAUGUCUCGUAUCUAUACAAGAAGUUGCAAGAUACCUGUUUGUACAAGAGGAAUAUAAGCAUUACUUGCCUGAGGAACAGAAGCUGAAAGAGAAGACACCCUAACUUGUUCGUGGAGUUAUGGUAGUAUUAUUUAUAUAGAUAUAACAAAUAUAUAUAUUUUUUAUGGUAAUGAAAAUGGCUCCUCAGAAUGCUGACUCGGAAUCUAUGCAAGUUCAAGAUCUACCUGUGGCACAGCUUCAGAAACCAGAAAACAAGGAGAAUGAAAGUAGGGAGGAGACCAUUAGUGAAGGAUCCAUAGACCGGAUACCGAUACGUCUGUGGGUGAUGCAUGGUGCAGUAAUGUUUGGCAGGGAAUUUUGUUAUGCCAUGGAGACAGCUUUGGUAACACCUGUAUUGUUACAAAUUGGUCUUCCUGAACAAUACUACAGCCUCACUUGGUUCCUCAGCCCUAUCCUGGGCUUGAUCUUCACUCCGCUCAUAGGUUCGGCCAGUGACCGCUGCACGCUGAGCUGGGGCCGCCGGCGGCCUUUUAUCCUUGCUCUCUGCAUUGGUGUCCUCUUUGGAGUUGCACUUUUCCUUAAUGGCUCUGUGAUAGGUCUGGCUAUUGGUGAUGUACCGGACAAGCAGCCCAUUGGAAUAGUUCUCACGGUGCUUGGGGUUGUGGUGUUGGACUUCUGCGCCGAUGCAACCGAAGGGCCAAUUCGGGCCUACUUGUUGGAUGUGGUGGACAGUGAAGAACAAGACAUGGCCCUGAACAUCCAUGCAUUUUCAGCUGGUCUUGGAGGAGCAAUUGGUUAUAUGUUAGGAGGGCUGGACUGGACACAGACCUUCUUGGGUAGCAUUUUUAAAUCUCAAGAGCAAGUCCUUUUUUUCUUUGCAGCCAUUAUUUUCUCUGUCUCCGUUGCUCUCCACCUUUUCAGCAUUGAAGAAGAGCAAUAUAACCCUCAGCAGGACAGGAUCGAUGACGAAGGAGACACACUUUCAAGUGCCAAAUUCAGUGGCAGUCUACCCCCUCUGAAUCGGCUGAAUGUAAUUAGUGAGGAAGAGCCGUAUGGAGCUUCCAUGUUCCAUGAUGAGGUUCAGUCGGAGCAUGACCUCAAUAUGGAGUUCCUUGAGGUGAACAUUGUGAGAAGCAAGAGUGACUCAGUUCUGCACAUGCCUGAUGCCACACUGGAAAUUGAAUCAGAGCUGCUUUUCCUGCAUGACAUCGAACCCUCCAUUUUUCAGGAUGCUUCAUAUCCAAACACUCCCCACAACACGAGCCAGGAGAUCAUGAAGUCCAAGCUCAACCACCUGUCUGCUUUCCUCAGGGAGAAUGAGAAGGAGGAGGAAAUGUUGCUUGAUAAUCGUUUAAAUGAAGAUAAAAUCCCAAACAUCAACGGCUCCCUACCAAAAGAGUUCCUCAACGGCCACGCCAGAAUAGGCAUGAAGCAAUCCAGCACUUCCAACUCCAUGCGGCGCCGCAGGCACAUGUUCUACCGGCAGCCAUCCUACACCUUCUCGUACUACGGCAAGAUCGGCUCCCACCGGUACCGCUUCCGCCGCGCCAACGCCAUCGUCCUGAUCAAGUCCUCGCGCAGCAUGAACGACAUCUACGACAUGCAGAAACGGCAGCGGCAGCGGUGCCGGCACCGCAACCAGAGCGGCACCACCAACUCCAGCGGGGACACGGAGAGCGAAGAGGGCGAGACCGAAACCACCGUCAGACUCUUGUGGCUGUCGAUGCUAAAGAUGCCCAAGGAGCUGCUGAGGCUAUGCGUCUGCCACCUCCUGACUUGGUUUUCCAUCAUUGCUGAAGCUGUGUUCUAUACGGAUUUCAUGGGACAGGUCAUCUUCCAGGGUGAUCCAAAGGCCCCUUCAAACUCGACUGAGCUGCACGCCUACAAUGCUGGGGUUCAGAUGGGAUGCUGGGGGCUGGUGAUUUAUGCUGCUACUGCUGCUGUUUGUUCAGCCUUGUUGCAGAAAUACUUGGACAAUUACGACCUUAGCAUAAAAGUGAUCUACAUCCUGGGCACGCUGGGUUUUUCCCUUGGCACUGCAGUGAUGGCCAUGUUCCCCAACGUGUACGUCACCAUGAUAAUGAUCAGCACGAUGGGAAUAGUCUCCAUGAGCAUCUCCUACUGCCCCUACGCGCUUUUGGGACAAUACCAUGAGAUAAAACAGUACAUUCACCAUAGCCCUGGGAACUCGAAGCGAGGGUUUGGCAUCGACUGCGCCAUUCUGUCGUGUCAGGUUUACAUCUCCCAGAUCCUGGUGGCCUCCGCGCUCGGCGGCGUGGUGGACAUGGUCGGCACGGUCAGAGUCAUCCCCAUGGUGGCUUCGGUGGGAUCCUUCCUGGGUUUUUUGACAGCAACUUUCUUGGUGAUUUACCCCGAAGUCAAUGAAGAGCCAAAGGAAGAGCCGAAGGGACUGGGUCCUCCAGAGACAGCCGAGGGCGGCGGCGCGGGCGCGGAGAAGCCGACGGUGCUGAAGCUGACGCGCAAAGGAGCCGCGGCGGCGGAGCCGGAGGGCGAGUCAGCCGUGUGAGGCCGCCAGCGCUUGUUCACCCACAUUCCAAGGAGUGCAGGUGCAGGAUCAAGAACUUUUGUUGUGGUUUUUUUUUUCCAGGAAAGUAAAUUAGGACCUUCACUACUUGUAGCUAAAAUUUACAGAAGAAAAGGAAGUUUCAUGCAAAAAUGUAAAUGAAAUUCUGUAGUCCUUCCUCUAGGUUUGAGCGGGUCGCUCUGAUGCUAAUUGCUUUCUCUACAACUUAGAAACGUCAUUUCUGAACACUUUUUUAUUAAGAAUACAUUUAGAUUUCAAAUAAGUUUUAUUAAUCUGCAUGAAACUCACAGUGUAUACAAUUAGCAGUUAGAAAAAUUAAGUUUUCAGCUGUUCUUAAACUAACAGAAAAUGGAAGCUAUCUCGACCUAUAGUCUCUUGCCAUUUUUUUGUCUGAACAUUUCAGAUUUCACUAUGCUUAGACAUCAAUUGAUUUUUUUUCACGAGCAUGAUAUUACUGGUCUGACAGCUACGUUAAUUUUAGACUUCAUGUUUUUGUUAGUGCAAUUACUGCAGACUCCUUUUAUUUGCAAUUAUUUUCAAGGAAAAAAAAAAAAGCAAUUACUGCAGUUUCUAAGAAACUGCCGUGAAUUCUUUUAGUCAUACUAUUCACAACCACUCCCAGAUCUGCUGCUUGUCAGGAGAGGGUGACACUGGGUGCUGGAUGUCAGCUGUAGAUGGAAGGAGCAGCAGCUGGGAGAGGUGACCAGCACUCACAGGUUUCUUUAUCACAAGUGCUGCAUUUUAUGAAUGUCGUUGGAAAACGCUGUGACAAUUUUAAGCUGAGAGUUUCACGUGCUGGUGAACUCGGGGGUUUUCUCAGCAUUUAAACCUGAUCAUCUCUGGAUGAAGCUGCCGUGGAGAAAGGGCAUCUCUGGGGUCAGCUUUGUGGGAGGGGGCGUGCGGAUUCUCUUCCGUAGGGAAAGGAAGUCAUUGAUUAAUUGCACUUUUUACUAUCCUUUAACCUUCUGGCUGGGAAUGCAGCAGCCGAGGUAAAGGCACGGGGUCAGUACAACAAGGAGAACCCAAGGCCUACCUCUGUCACUUUAUGGCAUAGUCUGGGUGUAUAAAAAUCUGUGUCAGAAACAGUUUUUAGGCCUUAAAAUUCAAAUGUUGCUGUUCCAGUCCCUGUGUUGGAGGAAUUGUAGGCCAGAGCUCUUCUGAGCUGCCAUACCAAUGUUGUCAGCACAUCCUCCAUGUCCCCUUCUGUGAUUCAGGACACAGCUGCAGUGCAAAGAUACUUUUCUGGAAAGAGGUUCAAAGAGUUAUGCUAACUUGAUUUAAAAUAGGUUUGGAUCAUUAUCCAGCAGCCAUUUAAAGCAACUUUCAAAACUUGUGUUUCACAAACUUCCGAAUGUCAUUUGUAAGGCACGUUUGUGAUGCUGUUGACUCAUUUUGGCUUGGGCCCCCCAGGCUGCCUCAAUCCCUGUGCUGGACAGGCAAACACAGCACGGUGUGAGAUUCCUGCUGCCUCAAACUCCUCCUCCUCCAAGACUUGCAAAUGCCUGUGUCAAUCAUGCUGCAAUCCAGGCAUUCAGACAAAGAAGCUAUAUUUCAGUAUGAAAAGCAGUUUUUAGUGAAUUACUUGAAUUGUCAAUGUUUUUGAGCAAUGGAUGUUUGGGUGUAUUUGUAGGUGGCAUCUGUGGGUUUCUCUGAAGGCUUCCAGUCAAUGCCUAUGGCCUUUGUUGUCAAGGGUGAUGAUGUUUUUAGACUGGUAACAUCACAGAGCACUGAAGUGCAUGUAAUCACACAGGACUUAGAGUUGUAUUUGUUUUUCCAAGUGUCUUGAAGAAGUCUUUUUUUCCUCUGGUGAAUAUUUUUUUAUGUAGAACAUGUACUGUGAACUGUGUUCAGCCAGGGGAGCAAUACUACUGAAGAGUGUGAGACCUUACUGAAGAAAGCAGUUGUGAGAAAUUCUGCCAUGAAUUUUAUCAUCUCAGUUACAUUUAAUAUAUUCUGGUGAUGUUCAUGUGUGAGAGACAAGUGUUGUGUUUCACCCUAGAACUGGCAUUCAUGUAAGUUACAUGCUGAGUUACACAUUUUAAAGUGGCUUUAAUAUUUGAGUUUUGAAGCUCCCUGAAGAUUCUGCUUUUGGUUAAUUAACCGCUGUCAAGUACUCCUUAUUUUAAUCUUUACUGCUGGAAAGGUUCUUCAACAGUUUAAAAAUCUGCAUCCUCUGACUGGUGCCAGCCUUACCUUUUUCCCAAGGGUUCCAUGGACCAGCAUGGAUCAAAUUUCCAUUACUCCACGUUGCACUUUCUAAGCCAAGAUCUCUUUCACUGCACCAUCACACUGGCCAAGUAGCUGCAGAGAGGGUGGAGAGGCUGAAGCUCCCUCUGACUUCAGAUCCCACAGAGAACAUGAAACCAUUUUAGGAGUGAGCUCACCCAUGUUUAUGGAGCUUUCUUAGCCAGAGAAGGGCAAGGACAGAGGAAGGACCUUUCAUCUGGAACCCAGAGGCUUCAAGCAAAGGCAGGGCAGGGCCAGUUUUGUCACAGACAGCAUUUGGCAUGGCUUCAUUUCUAAGAACUGGAUGUCAAAAUCCAUGUUUGGAGUUGUUCACGGGGCUCAUAACGCAGGAAUAUGCACUGUGCCACAGCAGGAAGCUGAUUUCACUCCCUGGUAAAGGCAAAGGAAAUAAUUAUUCAUUGUAAAUGUGCUGAAGUUUUUGUAGUGUUGCCAGAAGAAUUAACUUGGGGAGCCCCAGCCAAAGCAUCUCCUCCUGUCCUUGGGCCCAGCCUGGGAAACCCCCACACUGGCUUCACACGCUGAGGUCUCCCAAGGGCUUUUCCUUGGAUGUGAAAGUUAUCUUUCUAACCCCAGCACUGCUCAGUGUAGAGUGGGCAAUGAUUUAUUUCUUCAUCUGUCCCUUACCUUAUAAUGAUUUUUCUUUGCCAUAAUUAAAGUAGUACACUUUUAUGUGUUUAUUGCAGAGCUUGUGGAAAGAGAAGUUUUAAGUGGCCUUUUUUCUUAUUCCUGGUGACAGCUAACAUCUUUCUUUUUGUUUGUGUUCCUGUUUAGUUGAAGUCAUCCCAUUGGACCAUCAGUGUAGUAGGACUAAGGUUUAGGGUUCGAUUCUGUGUUGUUCAAUACUAUAAACAAUUUUAACAUGUUCUGCUGCAGUGAUGUGCAACAUGAGGCACUGCUGGUGCUCAGACCCUCGAGGGCUGUGGUCAGCUGCACAUCUCGAGAUGUUUCCUGUGAGAGCAGAGGAGCUUUAACUUUCACCCCUCGGAAAGGCACAGUGUGGCUUUGGCCCUGUUGGGUUAUUCCAUGAGUGCAGUGAGAUCUGUGCUGUUUGUGCACAGCAAUUUCAAACUCCAGAAGCAAUAAUUUCUUAGUUUCUCUUAGUUUCUCUUUCUGCUGGUUUGAUGACUCUCAUAGAGAUUUAUUGCCUAAAUAGCCUUUUAAUAACAUAAAUAUGGUGUUUUGCUGGUGCUGGCUGUGAGUAGUUGUGGAAAGAUAGGGGUUGUUCAUCAGGAGGGAGGACGCCAGUAAAUCCAACGGAGGUUUGUGCUCUUGAAACACACAAUGUCCUUUUCCCCUUUCAUUUGGAGCCUUUUUCUAGGCUCUGAAAUAUUCCCAGCACAUCAAUGCUGGCACUCAGACCCCAGGCUGGAACAGGCUGCAUGAGGUUCUCCUCAAAGGCAAGGACUGAGUCUUUCUUAUCCCUCUCCCACCUCAUCUGAACCCCCCAGCACUUGGAAUGACAGCAGCAACCACGGUGCUUUUUGCCAGGUACCUCAUUAAAACCUCGCUUCCAUUGUUAAGAACAUAUCCCCUGCCCUUGGUCCAGGGUGAGCUUGGCUUCCUCCAGCAUCCCCCAUGAAAAGCAGGAUUUUCCUGGCUGCCAGAUCUCACAGCCAUGCAGGUUGAGGUCACAUCUAUGAGUAAAGGUAGAGAAGGUCACACUUAUUUCCUGGGAGAGCUGGGACUUCUGGGCAGGAGGGAAGCACAGGAGGCAGGUGCUGAGAUUUGGGGGUUUUUAGGGAUGUGUGUGUGUGUCUGUACCUCUGUGUUUGGACAUUUCCAGACACACUGCUCAGGCCAAAAUACCUUUGGGGGUUGUGUGUUGCUGUCACUGUACUCCACAAUGUUUUCAACUGAGUUCUUCCAGGCUUCCCUCAUCCUAGUCCAAUGCAAGACAAGCUCAGCUAUAAAUAUGUAUCCUAUUUAAAUGAACAAAUGAACUCCUGCAUGAUAUUCCAAGCACAUGUAGCAGCUUCAGCAUCUCAAGUGUCUGUCGUGAAAGAGAAGUUGGUUUUCUUUGCAGCUGUUUUGUCCUCGUUUCCUUUGAAUAGGCCAAAUAAAUGUAAUGGACACCAAAUAUUGCACAGAAAUGUUAUUGAUGACUGUGUGGAAGAAAUACCAAAUUUUAUUUUUCUUUGCAGAAACUUUAUGGUUCCAGAGAGUCCUUUAGCUGUUUUCCUUCCUUAAAUGACAAAGCUGAACAUUUGUAAAGCACGUCACAAAAUGGUCAUUCGGAAAAAAUGGAGCUACCCAAAGUUUUCUCUUUGUCAUGUUGCAUCCAAAGGAGCUGCAGCUGCUCAAACACCAACUGGGAUUUGAAUUUGAGGCUCAGUAGUUCAGAAACAGCCUUAUAAAACAAAAAAAAAGGCUCAACUCCUUUUCCUGGCAUGGCACUUGCACCCAGUGAUCUGCUCAUUAAGGUGUUCCAGGUUUUCCUGUUGUUUAAAUUAAAAUCACCUCCUGGAAAACUGAUUUGGUUUGGUUCCUCAACCCGAGCAGCUUCACCUGAAUUUCCACCUCAGCUUCCCUCGCCCCUGGGAGCACAAGGGGUGCCCAGGAGGGACAAAUGCAUCCCUCACCAAAAGAGAGCAUCUGCUGUAAUUAAAGGGCUUUUGAUGCCCUUAUGACCUGCUACAAUUUUAGGGAAAAUGCAGAGCAUGGUUCAAUUUGACCUGCUCUGGCACAUUUAUUCUUAAAUGUGGAAGUUUGGGGUGAAGCUCUUGGAGCAUUUAAUCAAACUUAGUGUCACCUUAUUUGCUGUGCACCUACUCAGUCCUUCGUGACAGCAAAAUUGUAAUAAAUUACCCCAAAAUCCAGACUUUUCUCUCAACAAAUUGGCAGUUCCCAAUGUGAAUUUGUUUUGCCUGAUGUAACAUGAACACUAAGCCCUUUAAGUAGCCAAAUGACCAGCUUAUUUUAAAUGCCUCGUAUUACUAGAAAGCUGCAUAUAGGCAUCUCAUAGUGGGGAAAAAAUUAAAAAAAAAAAAAAAAGAAAAAAAAAAGAGAAUAUUUAGUUCCUUUGUGAACUGGCCAUAUGACAACUACUUUUUUAUCAACUUAUUAAGUUGGGGCACUAUAAUAGCUCUUGCUGAGUUUAGCAAUGUUUAUAAGCAUGUGUUAAACACAUAAUGUUGUUUUAUGAGGAAAAAGGGAUAAAGAAAAGUGAUGUCACAGAUGAAUGUUUGAGUGCGUAGACGGCAUAAUGUAUGUAUGAUUUUUAUUUCUACACUGUUGAGCUUAUUUUCUGUUUAAAGGUUUAAAAAAUUGUUGCAUGAGAACUGUUUUACUGUGUUCUGCACUUUCUGUUCUUUUUGUAUAAUCUUGAUUUUUUUUUUCAUUUAUGCAUAGAAAAGAAAAAAAUCAGUUUAGAAAUAUUCUACUCCACGAGACAUUGUGUUCCAAUCUGUUGUUCCGAAGUUCGAUCUUAAUAAACAUUUCAAUAAGA
This is a messenger RNA of Pyrgilauda ruficollis (rufous-necked snowfinch), 8739 nucleotides long. RefSeq names its product solute carrier family 45 member 4 (gene SLC45A4). NCBI's taxonomy places the organism in Eukaryota, Metazoa, Chordata, Aves, Passeriformes, Passeridae. The coding region runs from base 666 to 3029 and encodes 787 amino acids. Gene Ontology annotation, cellular component: membrane. The record is from RefSeq and is a predicted model, not a curated record. Gene Ontology annotation, molecular function: sucrose:proton symporter activity. The transcript has 9 exons. Gene Ontology annotation, biological process: transmembrane transport.